Molecule: messenger RNA, 1281 nt
Organism: Gaeumannomyces tritici R3-111a-1
Lineage: Eukaryota; Fungi; Ascomycota; Sordariomycetes; Magnaporthales; Magnaporthaceae
Exons: 5
Coding region: 1-1245 (414 amino acids)
Source: RefSeq, a predicted model, not a curated record
AUGGUUGAAUUCAACUUCACUCGCACCCGCUCGGCCUCACUCGGUCUCACCUGCACACGCACGCUUGACGCCCACAGAGCCCCUCACUUCUUCCUUGUUCGGAUAAUAAGCAGCAUGACGGAACCUGACACUAGUCCUCGCCAUGACUCUGGCCCUCUCAGGGACGCUCUCCUCCCCUUUGCUAAUGGCAGCAUCUGCCAAAUCAAGAACCCCUACGAGGGCGGGCUAAAGUGCAAGGAGGCCGACGCCGCCGGCUCGUCCAUAGUCGUGCGCCACAAGAAGAACCACGGCGGCGGCGGCGGCGGCGACGGCGAGGGCGGGCCGCCGCUCCGGCUCCACUCACUCCAUCGUGGUGCAGAACGCGGCGCCGCUCAGGGGGACCCUCCUCCUGGACGAGGUGUUUUGAGGACUACUAGCACGACAACGACACCGCGCCGGACAGGAUCGCGCUCCGCGCGCGCCCCUUCCCGCGACCUCUUACUUUGCCCGGGACCGGCCUCGGCGCCGCCCAGCCCAGGUUCACCAAGGAGAAGCGACCAGCUAAGGGCCGACCGACAUCACCUCCUUCGACCCAUUCUGGGGGCCCUGUCCGAGCCAGGCGCCACCGUCGUGCGCGGCGGCGGCGGCGGCGGCGGCGUCCACCGCUACCCUCCGCAGUUCUUCCGCUUCGAAGUCGUGCAGGUGCGGCCGGCUCGAGUUCGAGGCCCAAGGUCUCGUGCGUUGGCCUGGGACGGCACCGAGUUCGGGGGCCGAGACCGAGUGGGUGUGUUCCUGGACCGGUUCGACGAGCACUCGCGCCAUCGCGAGCCUCGGGCUCUUCCCCCGAGGCACCUUCUACCCCGAGCUCCAGAAGGCCAGGGCGGGCACCGUCGGGCGGGCGCUCAAGUUCUGCUCCCUUGGGGGGCAUCCAUCAUGGAUCCUACCAGGGCCCCGUCAAUGGUGGAGGAAUCCAAACAGAAUAACCGGGGCGACCGCUCAGAGCUGAAAAGCCUUGGUCGUCUCUCCCGCAGGGCCCUGGACGCUGUGAAGGACGACGACAAGCACAUGGACAAACCAAGCCUAAGGCGACGCAAGCUUCUGAUCCGGGCGGCCGGCGCCGGACCCAACAAGGGCCAGCGAAGCAGGGAGGCCGACAAGAGUUACUCUGCCAGAGGGCGCUCGAGUACUACAAGGGUAUCCUCAUCAUGGCCACCAUCCGCCCCGACGCCAUCGACCCGGCCUUGGAGCUGCACUAUCCGGCGCUAGGGCCCGAGGCGCGCCUGGCCGUGUGGGGAGGAUAAU